Molecule: messenger RNA, 4908 nt
Organism: Peromyscus californicus insignis
Lineage: Eukaryota; Metazoa; Chordata; Mammalia; Rodentia; Cricetidae
Exons: 3
Biological process (GO): transcription elongation by RNA polymerase II
Cellular component (GO): transcription elongation factor complex
Molecular function (GO): RNA polymerase II complex binding
Source: RefSeq, a predicted model, not a curated record
AUGGUUUCGAGGGCGAAAGUGGGCUGGGCUGCUGCAGCUGCAAAGACCGGCUCCGAAAGGAGAGCGAGGGCGCGGUGGAUGCGAACCGUGGGCGCGCUGCUGUCUCUGGGGUCCUGGAGCAAGAGUGGCAGAGGACUGGACCCCGCCAAGGGCGCUGCUUUUAUAACACUGUUAGGAAAGAGGGUCCCCUCCCACUGCCAUUCUAGCCGCGGAGCGCGCCAACCAAUGGGGACCCGGAGAGAAAUUAAGGAAGGGCCAGAAGUUAACAUCUCCCAGGUCAAGCGGCCUUGGCUGCGAGACAGGGCUGGUACAAGCUUCAUCCUGUACCAAGGCUUCGUCUCUGCAGCAGUUGUAGGAUGAUAGAAGUCCAAAAGGAAGCCACCCCCCAAGAAGAAGACAGGCACCCUAGAGACCCAGUUCACUCGCCCUUUCUGCAACCCCAAGAAGUCUUGUGAUGUGAAAAUGAACUGUGCUCGUAACACUGGAGUCAUCCCCUGUACCGUACACCUAAAGGAAUUCCAGACACCUGUCGUGUAUCUGUCAGACCCAGUGGGUGUAUACAGCGAUUGGAUAGAUGCUUGCAAGACAGCCAAUCAGGACAGCAACAUCAAGGACCUGUCCCCUCAGCAGUCCCCCACCUGGGUACCAAUACAGAGACAUUCAGGGCUCCAGAGUAUAGGUCCAGGGCUGUGACAGUUCUCCCUCUGUGUGCAUGGAGUGGAUGUGAAUGAGUAGAUGUCUGUGUGGCUGCAGAUAUGGCUGUAACGGUGGUCCUGGCUGCUGGUGGAUAGGGUGGAGGUGAGGGGUUGCUGCGUCUCACUGUACUGCCCAGGGUAGCCUCAAACUUCAGAACCUUAUGCCUCAAAUGACUCCGAAAGUCUUUGAGUUGCUCCCUUCUUCAGCCUGCACCCCUGCUCCCAAGCUUUAGGUUCCAGGCUCCUCUGGUGAGUUUCCUGACAUCUCAGGCAAGGAAUAGCUGUGGGACCUCCGGUCUCCUCAGCCACCUCACAAGCACCUUGACCUUCGGGAACUGGACUUCCCUUCCUUCCUAGUCUCCUUGGGCUUGUGGUCUGGGAGUGAAGGCUUUGCCGGGGAGCCUGUUUACAUCUUUAUUUACUUUUGUAGAAAAGGUGGGGGCUGGAUCGGAGACAGAGGUCACUCACAAGCCUGUAAAUAAAGCAGCCAGUGUGGGGGCGGGAAAAAAAAAAAGAUUGGGGGAAAAUGUCAUGCUAGUCUUAGAAAUCUUGCCAAUUACAUUGGCAUCCUGGGAAAUUGCUACUUUGUGGAGAUCAGAUAAUUCCCAAGUGGUAGGAGGUUACUAUUUUUUUUUUUUUUGGAAGUAUUUAUGUAAGAGAUCAGGUAAUAAUAAAAUGGAUGUGUUUUGUAGCACAGUUUUCUUUUACAGAGCUGAAAACACUCUUGUUACUUUAUUUUUGAAAGUUUCAUGCACAUAUGUACUGUACUGGGGUUAUAUUAACAUUCCAUUACCCUCUGCUAUAACCCCUUCCUUUCCCUCUGAACCCCUUCUAAUUCCCCAGUGGCUACAACAUGAAAGAAAAUCGUACCCUCUCCUCCAGUGACAACCAAACAGCCAACUGUUCCUUAGAAAGAGAUGAGCCCCCAUGGGCACCUCCUCUAUCAAUGAUGAUAUGUUGAAGAGACCAAUCUUAUGCAGAUAUCCAUAGCCUCCUAGUGUUCAUGAUUGCAACAUCCGUGUCAUAUCUGAGCUUUCUACUUGCUGUCCUGUGAUGUCCCCUGAGCUUUAGGGGACACAGAUGACACAAAUGUUCCAUUUAGGGCUGUGCCUCAACAGUUGCUUAAUGUCAGCACGUUGUCUAUAUAUGAGUUUCUGCAUUAACUAUCAUUCUUUGCAAAAGGGAGCUUUUCUGCUCCAGAUUCAGAGUGACACCAGUCUCUGGCUAUAAAUAUAAAUAUUUAGAAGACAAUUUGACCAUAUAUCCUUUUAGGGAUACAACAGUAGUUACCCCCACCUCUUUCAGUUUAUGAGAUCUUCUGAUACAGCCUUUCGGCCAAGCUUAUAAUACCAGGUGUGUAUUCCUUCCAAUAGAACAAGUCUCCAGUCCAGUCACAAAAUUGGUGGUUGUCUAUCAAACAGCGGUGCCACUAUCACACCGGUACUCACAUCCUGCGUGGUGUGUCCGUAUUGCAGUAUGCACGUUCUAUAGCUUGGUGAUGCUGUUGAGUUUUGUCCCCAAGCCGCCUUCACAUCACCUUUGUGGCAGGAUGAAUGCUCAUCAGCAGGGAGGGAGUGGUGCUGGAGUAUUUUUGGCAUUCUUAGCAUAAUAGCUAUCUCUUUGCAUCUUUCCCCUGCUCUGAUGAAGCAACAGGACUCAUUUUAAUUCGGAGAAUGCUGUGCCUUUACCGAAUCAUCACAGAAUUAUGGACAUUUUGAGGGGAUUUCUGUGUAAAUCUCAUAUUCUACUUUUGAUUCAGCCUGUCAGAAUGAGUUGAUAGUGAUGUCACUUGAUUCCUGCAUACAAUUAAAUGAAUAAAAAUGUUGGCCCAUAUUUGUUAAUGGAAAUAAAAUGAAUGGGGCCGAGUUUGAGAGUGUAUUGCUUCUACAAGCAAGAACACCCCUGUUGUGUACCCACUCUCUGUUCGUUUGAAUGGAGGGGGAAAUUUUGAAUGUUUUAGCCCUUCAGGACACUAAUACUGAGCAAGCUAAGAAGAAUGCAAGAGCUGCAUGAAAUGAGAGGAGGCUCGAGAAGUCCAAGGACAAUCCGGAGUUUUCAAGGUCGAGCCAAAGCAUUACUGAUAAAACAUGUAGGCUUGCUAUCCAGUUUUAAUGUUUUUCUCAUUCAUCUCGUGGCUUUUGUAUAUCAGAUUUUUUUCCUAAAUAAUGCUUAUUAACAUUUGCUUCAUUUAAAAAAUAGAGCAUGGUUAAAGUAUUGGUCAUGUGGGAGAGACAAAGGCAGCACCUACAGCAGUGUGAAGGUAUAAAUCAAAGGAAAAGUACACGUGCAUAUAUUAAACACCCAUUGAAUCCUAAAGCAAUAAUGGCAUGGUUACCAACAGGUUGGGUUGUCCUAAGAGAACCAGAAACCCUAUCCUGCUGAUAGGGUUUUGAGUACCUACAUGUUCCAGGCUCCCUGCUGGCUGCUAAGGACACAGACGUGUUCUUAGAGACUGUGUCUUCUACGUCCCUCAUUUCUAUGAAAUAAUUUGUCUCUAAGACUUGCAUAAUGAUGUGGCCACAUUGAGCUCCAAGUGAGUUUCUUCAUAAAGUCAGAAGGCCCUAGGGAAACAACAUUGACUUUUACUCCCCAAAUCCAUGGAAAUGUAAACUUUACUGUUUUGUCCUCCUUUGCAAACUACAGUGUGAGUUUUAGUUGCUGGGUUACUAGCUCAAACACAGGCUCCCAACUGCAGCCAGGGAAGUGCAGUUAGCAAUUAAGUAAAGGAAAUGACUAGUGGGUUUGAAACCCAACUGCUGUCCCAUUCUUCACUUAGUGAAGCAUCUCCGUUACCCAGACAACUUUUAUCACUAAGGAAGUACUUGUGACUCAUCCUCAUACAGAGUGACUUAUUUAAAAAUCUGAGUUCACUACCCUUAUCAUUAUGUCUCUCUUUUCUUUUCUUUGGACUAAGGCAGAAAGAACUGCAUUAGGAUGGCAUAUUAUUCAUUGGCUGACCCGUAUGGUAUAAUGCAAUGGUCCCAUGGUGACUGGAAUAAAAGAUAGAAGCUUCCAGUGUGGAGCCAAGUCAUGGGGUUGACACGUUGCUGUGUCUUGCCAUGUGAAGCAUUUUCUGGAGGGAAGCUGUGAAAAGAACCCUUGUGGGGUUGGGGAGGGAGGAUGUGCUAGCGCAGUGUUUCUCAGAGAGUGGUACCCUGACAGUCAACAUCAGCAUCACCUAGUGAUUUGUUAGAAAUAGUCCCCACCAUCCCAGAUAAACCUGGGUGGGGCAGUACUCCGUAUUUUAAGAAGAAUCAGUGUGAUUCUCAGAACCUUGAUCACAGUGAAUCAUGGGUGUUUGCGGUCAUAUAGAGUAUGAAUCAUGUACUGGUUGGAGAUUGAGGGAAACUGGUCAGUCUUCGCUUAUGAAGAGAGAAGGAAAUGAUAAAAAAGGAAGCACUGGGUGGGUGUCACAGCGCUUGUCUGCAAUCCCAGCACUUGGGUGAUAAAAGCAGGAGAGCCAGGAGUUCAAAGCCAGCCUCUGCUACAUAGUGAAUUCCAGGACAGCUGGGCCAUAUUAGAUAGCCCCUCUGUGUGUGAGUGUGUUUCAUGAAUUAUUUGUUAGUGUGUGGGUUUGCACACAUGUGUGCACAUAUGUGUGCAAGCUGGAGAUUCCCAUCAGGUGUGUUCUUCUUUCACUCCCACCUUAUGCUUUUUGAGGUGGAUUCUUUCAUUGAACCUGGAAUCCAUUGAUGCAGCUAGACAGGGUAGCCAGUAAGUGCCAACAGCCUUCUGUCUUAGGCCUCCCACUCCCAGCACUGGGACCCCAGGCAAACACAGCUAUACCUGACGGUUUAUGUUGAUUCUAGGUGUCUCAAUUCAGGUCUUCAGGCUUGCCAAGCAAGCAUUUAAUCUUCAGUCUUGCAAGGCAGGCAGUUCACUGACAGUGCCAUUUCCUCAGCCCCCAACCCCCAUUUCAAAAAUAUAAAAUGUAUUUUUAAAAGGCAUUAAAAUUUUGAAUUCAAAAUAGAAAAUAAAUAAUAAAAGUCUGGCCUUUAAUUGCUUGCAUGAACCUCACAGGGGGCAAUCAAGAUGAGUAGGUUAUUACAACAUACACUACGACAUGGUUCUGAAAUUGUAGAAUAAUUGUUCUUUUAAGAAAAGGCAUUCUGCCAGGUAGUGGUGUUGCACAUCUUUAAUCCCAGCUCUUGAGAGGCAGAGUUAGGUAGAGUUUGUGAGUUUGAGGUCAGCUUGGUCUACAGAACAAGUUCCA